Messenger RNA from Xiphophorus couchianus (Monterrey platyfish), 1009 nucleotides. RefSeq names its product macrophage mannose receptor 1-like. The record is from RefSeq and is a predicted model, not a curated record. NCBI's taxonomy places the organism in Eukaryota, Metazoa, Chordata, Actinopteri, Cyprinodontiformes, Poeciliidae. The transcript is spliced from 4 exons. Bases 46 to 939 code for a protein of 297 amino acids.
AUCCUCAAUACCUUCUCACAAGUACGGGAGUUUCACUACAUCAACAUGAGUAAGACCUGGGAUGAAGCGCGACAAUACUGCCGAGAGAAAUACACCGACCUCGCCAAGAUCGAGAGCAAAGAGGACAUCAGCAGACUGAGCGCUCCUUUCUCUUACAGCUGGGUGUGGUUUGGACUCAGGGACGACCCAAAAUCAUGGAAAGACACGAUGGGUUCUGAUGCAAACUCCUGGAGAUGGUCAACAUCUGGAGAAACCGGGCAAACUGCUUACCACAGGUGGAGUUUGGGUGAACCAAACUACAUAGACGCAAACGAAACGUGUGUAGUGAUGACCGGUACGGGACAGUGGGCCGACCGGACAUGCAGCCUGCAGAGAAACUUCAUCUGUUUCACCAUCACAGAGAGAAACGCGAAGGAAUACGUCCACAUCUCAGCCCAGGAAACAUGGAGCUCUGCUGUGACGUACUGCAGAACGCACCACACCGACCUGGCGAUGAUCGAGAACGAGGCCGAAAACGGCGAAGCCCGAAAUGCAAACCCAACGACCAGCGAAGUCUGGAUCGGUCUGUACCGAGUGCCGUGGGUCUGGGCCGACGAGAGCCAAACUUUCUUCCGACCCUGGCACUUCUCCCUGAAUAACAAUGGCGGUAAACAGCACUGUGGAACUGAAAACAACGUCCACCAGUGGGCUGACGAAGACUGCGGUGCCAGGAGGCCCUUCAUCUGCCAUCGAGUUUUAACGAAGUUGACGAUUGUGAGGAUAAAGUCUGUGACUGACAUGGACUGGACUGAUCCAGCUGUCAACUCCCAGAUCCUGCAGCAGCUUGGUGCCUUGCUAACCCAUCGGGGAUGGACUGACUUCAAAUUGCGAUGGAAGCGUCUGCCAAGCAAAAACCACAAAGAGAAAUGUGCAAAAUCUGAGUGUAAAUCACAAGUUUAGUACUGAAUGUUUUAAUUUCAUACGGCGGCAUAUUUAGGCCUUUGCAGAUAGAAAAAAAGGAGGAGUAAAU